CCCUCCCCAGCAGCACCUCCCCCUGUCACCAGGAAGUGCAGACUGUGUAUUACUAUUACUACACACCAUGCUGCCUCUCAGCCGGCUGCUGGCCCACAGAGCUCAGGUCUCCUCCCGCAUCAUCCGCCAUGUCUCCGAUUCCCAGACUCCUUUCCGUAUAAAACAUCUGGACCACCUGGUGCUGACUGUGCACAGCAUAGAGAAGACUGUCAGCUUUUACACACGCGUGCUGGGUAUGGAGGUCAUCACCUUCAAGGGGGACAGGAAGGCACUGAGCUUUGGGGUACAGAAGAUUAACCUCCAUGAGGUUGGUAAGGAGUUUGAGCCGAAGGCGAGACGACCCUCACCGGGGUCAGCGGACCUCUGUCUGAUCACCGAGACCCCGCUCAGCACCGUCAUACAGCACCUGCAGAUCUGUGGCGUGCCAGUGGAGGAAGGACCGGUGUCACGGACAGGAGCAGUGGGGGAAAUCAAUUCUGUUUAUUUGAGAGAUCCAGACCACAAUCUGAUAGAAGUUUCUAACUACGUCGCUGACCCCAGUGGGAAACCCUAAUCCGCUGCGUCACUGCACUGUGUAUGUAUGACAAGAUAAAAGAUGUGCCGUAACCCACAGCAACCGGGCCUGUUUCCCAUUAGCGCCACCCUCCUGAUUUCUCAUAUUGUAGCUGGAAAGGAAAUGUAUAGAUUUGUAUCAGUUCUGAAUUAAAAAAUAAAAAUAAAUGAAAUAAAGGCGUCUGUCCUACCCAG
Molecule: messenger RNA, 747 nt
Organism: Pseudophryne corroboree (corroboree frog)
Lineage: Eukaryota; Metazoa; Chordata; Amphibia; Anura; Myobatrachidae
Gene: GLOD5
Product: glyoxalase domain containing 5
Exons: 4
Coding region: 68-553 (161 amino acids)
Source: RefSeq, a predicted model, not a curated record